GUGUGUUCAUGGGACAGUCUAUAUGACUGUGGAUGUGCAGAAUGUGCUGGCUGCACUGUGUGGAUGAAGCUGACCGACCUUCGUCUGGAUACAUGAGCGGUAUAUGAGGGCAGAUUGUCCUGUGCUGUUUCUAUGAACCCCCCACACCUCCCUGUGAAGAAGAUGAGGCUCAUCCCAGAGUUCUUCAAGUGCAAAUGGGCACUGACUGUGCUCUUCAUCCUGGCACUCAUGCACUUGGUGCCUGUUGUUGCUUCUGAUGUCAAUCUGGAUUCAGAACCCGAGUACCCAGGCAUUACCCCCUUCGAUGAGGGGGUCAACCUGGAUGCCCACAGUAGUUCUGCCAAUAAAACCUAUAAACCCCGAAAAUUGUUCCCGGUGCUCGAUCUGGACUACCAUCAUAUUCGUUAUCCGUUUGAGAUCUCUUUAUGGAUUCUUCUGGCUUGUCUGAUGAAACUGGGAUUCCAUGUGAUUCCCACUGUGUCCAAUGUCGUUCCAGAGAGCUGUCUGCUGAUUGUUGUAGGGCUUCUGGUUGGUGGACUUAUCAAAGCAGUAGGUGAAAUCCCUCCAGUUUUAAGUUCCAAAGUCUUCUUCCUGUACCUCCUGCCCCCUAUUAUCCUGGAUGCUGGAUACUUCUUGCCCCUGCGUUCUUUCUCUGAAAACAUGGGAACUAUUCUGAUUUUUGCAGUAGUGGGCACCCUCUGGAAUGCCUUCUUCAUAGGGUCACUGCUUUUUGCAGUGUGCCAGAUUAGUGGGACCCAUCUUACACAUGUAGGCCUCCUAGACAACUUGAUGUUUGGCAGUAUCAUAUCAGCUGUGGACCCGGUGGCUGUACUGGCUGUGUUUGAAGAAAUCCAUAUCAACGAGCUGCUCCACAUUCUCGUGUUUGGGGAAUCCUUGCUUAAUGAUGCAGUCACUGUAGUUUUGUAUCACCUUUUUGAAGAGUUUUCUGGUUUCGAGCAAGUCACAUUCCGUGAUAUAUCUCUGGGGUUCCUGAGUUUUUUUGUUGUUGCCCUGGGAGGGGUGUUUGUUGGAGUGGUAUAUGGAAUUAUCGCAGCCUUCACUUCCCGCUUCACCUCCCACAUCCGUGUUAUUGAGCCCUUGUUUGUUUUCCUAUAUAGUUACAUGGCAUAUAUGUCUGCAGAGCUCUUCCAUCUCUCAGGAAUUAUGGCCCUUAUUGCUUCAGGAGUUGUAAUGCGACCUUAUGUGGAAGCAAAUAUUUCCCACAAGUCUCACACUACCAUCAAAUAUUUCCUGAAAAUGUGGAGCAGUGUCAGUGAGACUUUAAUUUUCAUCUUUCUUGGAGUUUCCACCGUGGCUGGACCUCAUUCCUGGAAUUGGACCUAUGUUAUCUGCACCCUCAUCUUCUGUCUGAUAGCACGCGUAUUGGGUGUUCUUGGAUUAACUUUUUUUAUCAACAAAUUCCGCAUAGUGAAGCUGACACCCAAAGACCAAUUCAUUAUUGCAUAUGGAGGCUUGCGUGGAGCCAUUGCUUUCUCCCUGGGAUAUUUAUUACAUAGCCGUAACAGAGAGAUGUUCCUCACUGCAAUAAUUACAGUAAUAUUCUUCACAGUGUUUGUGCAGGGAAUGACUAUUCGUCCUCUGGUGGAACUUUUAGCUGUAAAGAAGAAACAGGAAACUAAGCGCUCAAUAAAUGAAGAAAUACACACGCAGUUCCUCGAUCAUCUUUUAACUGGAAUUGAGGACAUAUGUGGUCACUAUGGCCAUCAUCAUUGGAAAGACAAGCUGAAUCGUUUUAACAAAACUUAUUUGAAGAAGUGCCUUAUUGCAGGGGAAAGGUCCACAGAGCCUCAGCUCAUCGCCUUUUAUCACAAAAUGGAGAUGAAGCAGGCAAUCGAAUUGGUAGAGAGCGGGGGCAUUGGUAAAAUCCCGUCCGCUGUUUCUACUGUAUCCAUGCAGAAUAUUCAUCCUAAACCUAAGCCAGACAGAAUCCUUCCAGCAUUGUCCAAGGUGAAAGAGGAGGAAAUACGCAAGAUUCUGCGCACAAACUUACAAAAGACCCGCCAAAGGGUAUGCUACUUACAAAAUAAACUUGCUGCUAAUCAUUAUUUGACUGUUCCUGCACACAAGUUGGACUCUCCCACCCUUACCAGAGUUCGUGUGGGUUCAGACCCUGUUGCAUAUGAUCCAAAAUCGGAUUCUGAAAAUGUCCCUGUAAUCACUAUUGACCCAGCUUCACCUGAAUCUGUAGAUAUUGUGGAUGAAACCCAAGAGGAAGAAGAUGAAGGUGGGAUUACAAUGGUAGCAAGAGAGCCACCUUCACCAGGGGCAGAUGAUGUGUUUGGCCCCAGUGACAGCCCUAACACCCAGAGGUUACAACGCUGUUUAAGUGAUCCUGGACCUCAGCCCGAAGAGGACCAGCCUUUCCUGCCAAAGAAGGACUGAUCCAUAAUUCUCUGUUGGACUGAGCCAAACAGCACUGAGAC
This is a messenger RNA of Nanorana parkeri, 2444 nucleotides long. It is a transcript of the gene SLC9A1, whose product is annotated as solute carrier family 9 member A1. Gene Ontology annotation, biological process: proton transmembrane transport; sodium ion transport; regulation of pH. Gene Ontology annotation, cellular component: membrane. Bases 133 to 2403 code for a protein of 756 amino acids. The record is from RefSeq and is a predicted model, not a curated record. The transcript has 11 exons. Lineage: Eukaryota; Metazoa; Chordata; Amphibia; Anura; Dicroglossidae. Gene Ontology annotation, molecular function: sodium:proton antiporter activity.